This is a messenger RNA of Vicia villosa (hairy vetch), 705 nucleotides long. Its product is annotated as secreted RxLR effector protein 161-like. The coding region runs from base 1 to 705 and encodes 234 amino acids. Lineage: Eukaryota; Viridiplantae; Streptophyta; Magnoliopsida; Fabales; Fabaceae. The record is from RefSeq and is a predicted model, not a curated record. The transcript has a single exon.
AUGAUUGCUCAAAUAUAUGUUGACGACAUUGUGUUUGGAGGGAUGUCAGACCAGGUGGAGGGACAUUUUGUCAAACAAAUCCAAUCAGAAUUUCAGAUAAGUCUUGUUGGUGAAUUGACAUAUUUUCUUAGACUUCAAGUAAAACAGAUGGACGACUCUAUCUUCAUUUCUCAAAGUGAGUAUGUUAAGAAUAUAAUAAAGAAGUUUGGUAUGAAAAAUGCUAGUCACAAUAGGACACCUGCUCCUACUCAUGUGAAAUUAUCAAAUGAUGAAAAAAGUAUUUUUGUUGAUCAAAGCUUGUACAGAAGUAUGAUUGGUAGUUUGUUGUACCUUAUAGUUAGCAGACUUGAUAUCACAUUUGUUGUGGGUGUGUGUGCAAGAUAUCAAGUUGAGCCAAAAACAAGUCACAUCAAUCAAGUGAAUAGGAUUUUUAAGUACAUCAAUGGUACUAGUGACUAUGAUAUGUUAUACUCUCAUGGUUCAGGUUCCAUGCUGGUAGGGUAUUGUGAUGCAGAUUGGGAUGGUAGUCUUAAGGAUAGAAAAAACACUUUUGGUGGGUGUUUCUUUUUGGGAAAUAAUAUGAUUUCCUGGUUUAGUAAGAAACAAAACUGUGUUUCUUUGUCUACUGCUGAAGCUGAGUAUAUUGCAGCAGGAAGUAGCUAUUCACAACUGAUAUGGAUGAAAAAAAAUGUUGAAGGAAUAUAA